AUGGUCAUAACGGAACGAGCGGUUUAUCGUGGGCAGUUAACGAAAUUAACAAAUAGUGCGUCCGAAUAUUUAAACAGCUCAGAUUCCAAAAGUGAUAAAACGGAACACAUUGAUCUUAUUGAAGACGAACUUGCGGCAGAUACAAUUGCUGGUUUUACACCAACAAACGCCAACUAUGAUUCGGCUGUUUCGUUGUUGCUGGAACAGUAUGGAAACGUCGAUAAGCUCGUCGAUCAUACGAUGCAGCAGCUGAUGAACCUUUCUCGAAUAAACUCUCGUCAUGACGUGACAAAAUUGAGGAAAUUAUACACAGACAUAAGAGCCCAUACAAGGUCACUUACCGCACUUAAUGUUCCAUCGUCACAGUACUCUAUAAUGCUGAGAAGUUUAAUUCUGCAUUGUUUGCCUCAUGAUUUAGUGAUCGAUUUUCAUAGGCUACAUCCGAGUAAGCAAGAUAAAGCUGCACGUUCAAUCGAAGACGAAAAUGCAUCACUAUCGGUGGGUACUAGCGAGCACAGUAGUUGUGGUGGUAAUCAGCUAAAUGAUAUUCUGUCAUUUAUUAAAGAAGAGAUCUCCUCUCUCGAAAUGGCCGAGCUGACAAAUGAACGGAGAACGAGAACAACAAAAGUCGCAAAUACAUGUAAAACGGCUGCUGGGUUACUCACCACUACGAACAUAGCUGAGUUUUGCUGCUUUUGCAAAUCAAACAGUCAUUUAACGGAAAAUUGCAAAACGACGUUAUCGCUUGCAGAGAAGAAGACAAUUUUGAAAAGCAUGGGGUAUUGCUUUAAAUGCACCAAAAAGGGACACAAUGCUAAGCGAUGCUUCAAUAAACGUGUAAAGUGUUCUCUUUGUGGAAGUAAUCAUGCUACGUCUAUGCACGACCCAACAUACCGACCUAAAGCUAAAAAUACAACAACAGUAGCACCUUCAACAACAACGGUAGCACCUGCAACAAACUCUUGUGGCUCAACAACAACAUUGUAUGCAUCAGCUUUACUGCAAACAGAAGAGGUACUUCUUCAAACGGCUACUAUUAUAGCUUCGAGUAAUUCAAGUUCUGUGCCAGUACGAAUAAUUCUAGAUGGUGGCUCGCAGCACGAGGCGAUCGAAAUCCUGGCUAUAGUCGUGGCAGAAAUUUGCUCUACUGCAUUCCAGUAUGUUCGUAGCACAGAAUUGGACAUCCUUGGCCUUAAGUUAGCGGAUACUUCAUAUUUAAAUGAAACGGAAUUCGAAAUCGGAAUGUUAAUAGGGGCCGAUAUUUACUGGUCCAUAGUAAAAGACGACUUCAAAAGAAUAACCGACAACCUUGUCGCUAUUGACACCAUUUUCGGAUGGACACUACAAGGACCUAUAUCGACCCAAGGCACGUCAGUAACAUCUACGAAUCUCAAUGUUGGUGUAAUUGAGGACAACUCACUUGAAUCUUUAGUUGAUCGGAUUGAACGAUUAUGGGUUGUUGACGAUAUUACAUCAAAUCAUCAUAAGCUUCAAGUGGAUGAUAUUAUCGAAAAACACAUUCGGAAAAAUGGCACGCGAUAUGAAGCAUCAUUGCUAUGGAGAAACGACGAAUGCACUAUUGAUAACAACCGCGGUGGCGCUCUCAAAGGACUUCGACGUUCAUUGGUGAAGCUUAGUGAGGAUCCGGAAAAGUUAAGGCAAUACGAUGAAAUCAUACGGGAGAUGAUUUCAAGUGGUGUUGCAGAAAUUUGCGAUGAAGCAGAAAAAACCAACGAACGGACUUAUUUUAUGCCACAUCGACCGGUGUAUCGGGAGGAAAGAGAGACCACAAAAACGCGUAUUGUGUUUAACGCAUAA
Molecule: messenger RNA, 1818 nt
Organism: Hermetia illucens (black soldier fly)
Lineage: Eukaryota; Metazoa; Arthropoda; Insecta; Diptera; Stratiomyidae
Exons: 3
Coding region: 1-1818 (605 amino acids)
Molecular function (GO): zinc ion binding; nucleic acid binding
Source: RefSeq, a predicted model, not a curated record